Messenger RNA from Patiria miniata (bat star), 2203 nucleotides. RefSeq names its product salivary glue protein Sgs-3-like. Lineage: Eukaryota; Metazoa; Echinodermata; Asteroidea; Valvatida; Asterinidae. Bases 949 to 2109 code for a protein of 386 amino acids. The transcript has 10 exons. The record is from RefSeq and is a predicted model, not a curated record.
ACAACUGCCCCACCCUCAACAACUGUCCCACCUUCAACAACUGCCCCACCUUCAACGACCAAGGAGGUAACAACAGUUGUGACCACUACCCCUGAAUCUACCACAAAGGAAGUCACCACAGUGCAGUCUACAACAGAAGCCUCCACGACAGAGGCUAGAACCACUGUUGUGAGUACUACUGUUACUUCAACUGUACCAUCAACUACUGAGGCACCAUCAACUACUGAGGAGGUGACAACCACUGUUGUGUACACAACUACUCCAGAGUCAACUACAGUUGAAGAGACGACUACAGUACUGAGCACCACUGAAGAAAGUACAACUGGUCCUCCAAGUACAACGGAGAAGUCAACUACUCGUGUGACAACUACUGAGGCUCCCUCAACAACUGCCCCACCUUCAACAACUGCCCCACCCUCAACAACUGCCCCACCCUCAACAACUGCCCCACCCUCAACAACUGCCCCACCUUCAACAACUGCCCCACCUUCAACAACCAAGGAGGUAACAACAGUUGUGACUACUACCCCUGAAUCUACCACAAAGGAAGUCACUACAGUGGAGUCCACAACAGUGUCAACUACUUCACCACCAUCAACUACUCCAGAGGUAUGUGCGGAUGAUCUUGACAAAUUGCCAAAUGUGACGAUAAUACGCGAAGACCCAGAAUCAGGCAAAGAAUUACCUCCGACUGAAUGGUGGCGGCCUAGCAACCCACCCAACGAUGUUACAUCACCACACAAUGGAUCAUGUUUGGGGGUUACCUUCAGCCCACGGGUUGAAAUCACGUCGGUCAUCAUAAAGACAGAACAAGGCCCACCGGGAGACAUAACUGUUUCCUUCAAAUUUCAACCAGGUGACAGGCAACCAUACAUACCUCUAGUAGAUGAAGCUGGCUCUCCUAUCUUUAUUGGCAAAACAGAUCAAAAGAUCUAUCUACCAUCCAGUAUGGCGUUGGUGACGGGACUCAAAGUUUGCAUCAUCACCUCAAACCCAGAUGGUUACAAAGUGAUAUUCAACGGUUGUGAACACGGAGUGACUACAACCAAAGCACCCUCAACAACAGAGGCACCCUCAACAGAAGCCUCAACAACCAAGGCUAGAACCACUGUUGUGAGUACUACCGUUACUUCUACUGUACCAUCAACUACUGAGGCACCAUCAACUACUGAGGAGGUGACAACCACAGUCGUGUACACAACUACUCCAGAGUCAACUACUGUUGAAGAGACAACUACAGUACUGAGCACCACUGAAGAAAGUACAACAGUUCCUCCAAGUACCACAGAGAGGACAACUACUCGUGUGACAACUACAGAGGCCCCUUCAACAACUGCCCCACCUUCAACAACUGCCCCACCUUCAACGACUGCCCCACCCUCAACAACCAAGGAGGUAACAACAGUUGUGACCACUACCCCUGAAUCUACCACAAAGGAAGUCACCACAAUGCAGUCUACAACAGAAGCCUCCACGACAGAGGCUAGAACCACUGUUGUGAGUACUACCGUUACUUCUACUGUACCAUCAACUACUGAGGCACCAUCAACUACUGAGGAGGUGACAACCACUGUUGUGUACACAACUACUCCAGAGUCAACUACAGUUGAAGAGACAACUACAGUACUGAGCACCACUGAAGAAAGUACAACAGGUCCUCCAAGUACAACGGAGAAGUCAACUACUCGUGUGACAACUACUGAGGCUCCCUCAACAACUGCCCCACCUUCAACAACUGCCCCACCUUCAACAACUGCCCCACCUUCAACAACUGCCCCACCUUCAACGACUGCCCCACCUUCAACGACCAAGGAGGUAACAACAGUUGUGACCACUACCCCUGAAUCUACCACAAAGGAAGUCACCACAGUGGAGUCUACAACAGAAGCCUCAACAACAGAAGCUAGAACCACUGUUGUGAGUACUACCGUUACUUCAACUGUACCAUCAACUACUGAGGCACCAUCAACUACUGAGGAGGUGACAACCACUGUUGUUUACACAACUACUCCAGAGUCAACUACAGUUGAAGAGACAACUACAGUACUGAGCACCACUGAAGAAAGUACAACAGGUAGAGACAGACUGUGUAGUGUGGAAUUUUAUUAAGGCUGAACUGAAAGAAUCAAUCAAAAUCUUCAGAGAAUUAUUUUGAAGGUGCUUGGCUAUUUGACAUGAAUUGAAAACAUUUUGAAUUUUAGUC